AUGAGAUACACGACAGCAUCGUUUAUUUUACAGAAUUCGAAAGACGCGUCUUUGUUUAGUUGCAAAAUUUUCAAAAAUCAAUUUUUGAAUUACUGGACAGGAUACUAUACAAAAAGCUACAUUUUGAGACGAGGAAUAAAAGUUUAUAGAACAGCUGUUCCUUUACGUCCUUACCAAAAAGAAUGCAUAGACAUUUGCUUGCACAAAUUUCUUAAUGAAAAAGUAAAUCGUCAAAUCGUAUCUUUACCUGUAGGAAGCGGAAAAACGGUUAUAUUUUCCAAUUUAAUCCGGAGAAUUCCUCCUCCACAUUUAGGUGCUGAUAAAGUUCUUGUUCUUGCUCAUAGAGAAGAACUUAUUGAUCAGGCGUAUAAUCAAAUAAAAAGGGUUUCGUCUGAUUUGACAUUAGAAAUAGAUCAAGGUCUUAGAUCGGCAACAGGGAAUGCAGACGUUAUUGUUGCAAGCGUACAGUCACUAGGAAGAUUAGAUACAGGUCGAAUCGAUAAAUAUAAUCCAAAAAAUUUCAAAGCCAUUAUCAUUGAUGAGGCACAUCACGCUCCGGCGACAACUUAUCGUAGAGUCUUGGAACAUUUUGGUGCAAACCAAAAAGAUACACAUAUUCUUGUUUGGGGUUGUUCUGCGACAGUUCGAAGAUAUGAUGGAUUAGCAUUAGAAGGAAUUUUUGAUGAAAUAACUUAUCACAAAGAUUUUUUGGAAAUGAUAAAGGAAAAAUGGCUAUGUAAUCUUCGAGUAACAACUAUCAAAACAGAUAUUGAUUUGUCCGAUGUCAAAUCUCAUAAUAAAGAUUUUGUUAUAAAAGAUCUUUCCAAAUUUCUUAAUGUUAAAAUGCGUAAUGAGAUGAUUGUGCGUACAUAUCUAGCGUUAGCAGAAAACAGAAAAUCGACACUUGUAUUUGGAGCGGAUAUUGAACAUGUAGAAGCACUCAAGGAUACGUUUCAAAAGUUUGGUAUCGAGGCUCACGCCAUAACAAGUAAAACAAAAACUCAUAUUCGUACAGAAAUAUUGAAUGAUUUUAAGGCACAUCAAUUUCCUGUUUUAAUUAAUUGUGGAACAGACAUUCCUAGUAUUGAUUGUGUUGUAAUGAGCCGUCCAACUAAAUCACCAGUGCUCUUUCAGCAAAUGAUUGGACGUGGAAUGCGUCUUUCAAAAGGGAAAGAAGAUUGUCUUGUAUUAGAUUUUAUUGAUUCUUAUACCAAAUUUCCUGAUUUAGCUACCGUUCCGUCUUUAUUGGGGUUUGACCCUGACGCUGAAAUGAAAGAUGAAAAAAUUGGAAUAAAUCAAGAUGAAGAUUUAUCUGAACAUCUAAUCAUGGAUUCCAUGGCAUCUGUUAAUGAUCUGAUGCCUGUGGCAAAUAUUCCAACCAUGGACGGACUAACAUCUAUUACUGAUCUGACACCCGAGGCAGAUAUGUCCGAACAGACAAGUCUAGUUGCUAAAUCUCUAUAUGAUUCAUAUGAAUUACCUGAAGAAAAAGUAAAAGUUAAAAUUACAGAAUAUAGUAACCCUUUUGAGAUUAUUGAAGAUUGUUCAGGUGCUACAUACAUGAAUUGCGUAUCCGAUCUGGCAUGGAUCAGGUUAGGAAUGGAUUCCUAUGCUUUAUCGUUACCAACUUAUGGCACUUUACGAAUGGAAAAAGAUGAUGAUGGAAUAUAUCGUGUCACAUUACGCAAGAAAGUAAUUAAAACGACUAAAAGUAAAAGACCGGGAGUCAGUUUUUAUCUCAGGGAAUUACCGAUUAAACAUGAUUCACUGACAUCUGUGAUACGUGCUUGUGAUCAGUGGGUAUCACGGCAAGAAAAAUAUGUCGAGAGAUUAGCUUUACGAGAUGCCCCUUGGAGAAAGCGACCAAUAGGAGCUGGACAAACAAAAUACUUGAAAAAGAAAGCACCGAUGAUGGAUAAUGAGACUAUAAAAUCAUUGAACAAAGGUCAAGCAGCAAAUUUAAUGACAAAGAUAAUGGAAGGUGCGGGCAAAAAUUGGAAAGAUACAUUAAAGCGAAAGAAAGCUGAAGAAAAAAAGAUAAAAAAAUUAGAAGCUAAUAAAGUUCGUGUAGGACCGUUGACUGAUCAUUUUAAAUUCGAUUCGAAGUAUCAAAUAAAUCAACAAAAAAACGAAGAGCAUUACAACUCAAUGGAUCCUCUUCACGAGACUGUAAAAGAAAUACGUUGGAACGUUUUAGAAGGGUUUUCCAAAGUUGCUCGUCUUUCUCGAGACACCGCAGCUUCUAUCCUGGAACAUCCCUUGGCGCGUCCUAUUCUCCCAAUCCUUCCACCUGCAAUAAACAACCUCAUACAGUCCGAACCUGCUCGUUCUGUGGUGGACGAGUAUGACGCGGGGAGAGUUUACUUAGCUAAAUGGGCAUUUCAAAUAGACCGUGCGUCCGAAAAUGAUUGGUCUGAAAGUGGAUUCAAACCAUGGGAGGAAGAGACAGAAGUGGGAGCUUUUGAAUUUUUGGAAGAUGAAACAAAAUUGGCCCCGUUGCGUGCUACACGUUCAGAUCCUCUUAAUGCAGAAAAAUGGUUUUCGUUCUUUGAUGUGGAAGGAAGACUUAAAGUAGAAAAAAUCGAAGUACAAGAAGCAGUAUUUCGUGGAGGAAUCGAAAAUGAUAUUCGUAUCGAAGUAUGGAAAUUUUUCUUAGGAAUUUAUCCGUGGGAUUCUAGUCAAAUAGAGAGAGACAAUUUAUAUGAAUCAAAAGCGCAACAAUAUUGGUCUUUUAAACGAGAAUGGUUUGAUUCAGUUGAAGUACAAAAUACUGAUGAAUUUAAAGAACAAAAGAUUCGGAUAGAAAAAGACGUUAUUCGGACUGAUCGAAGUAUGGAAUUUUUUGCUAUAGAAGACAUGCCACACCCUGACCCAUUAUCUUCAGCAUCAUCAACACUCACCAACAAAAAUUUAGAAUUAAUGAAAGAUAUUUUGAUGACUUAUAAUUUCUAUAAUAAAGAUUUAGGAUAUGUUCAGGGAAUGAGUGAUUUACUUGCCCCCGCGUUUGUUGUAAUGAGGGAUGAAGUUUCAACAUUUUGGGCAUUUUCCGGAUUCAUGGAUCGAAUGAAAACCGAAUCAUUAAACUUGUUCUUUUGUUUUCGAUGGAUUCUAAUAUGGUUUAAAAGAGAAUUCAAAUUUGACGAAGUGCUACAUUUAUGGGAGGUUCUAUGGUCAAACUAUUUAUGUACACAAUUCCACUUAUUUGUAGCUUUGGCUAUUUUGAAUAAACAUCGACGAGUGAUUAUCGAAAAUUUAUGUCAAUUCGAUGAAAUUUUGAAGUAUAUAAAUGAUUUAUCUAUGACGAUACCCGUUGAUGAAACAUUGUUACGUGCAGAAACUCUUUUUCAUCAAUUUAAACGAACGGUUGAGGCAAUUGAUCGAAAAAGAGGGAUAACGUUACAAGAUUCUAAUAAUUCAAAUCAAAAUCAUGACGGUCUCCGGAGAAGAAAAGGUAAAGAGAUGAUAGAUACGAACGACUCUAACGAUAAUGAGUCUUCAACCACGUCAACCACAUCAUCCACAUCAACCGACAGAUUACCAAUCAUAAUUGUAUUGGAUUCUAAAUGUCGAUGCGAAUCGGCAAUAUUUGUCCAGUCGAAUUCUCUAUCAAUAACAACUUUCAAAGAGGAUUCAUUAUCAAAGAAAUGCGGGAAUAUUUUAAUGUAG
Messenger RNA from Diversispora eburnea, 3666 nucleotides. Lineage: Eukaryota; Fungi; Glomeromycota; Glomeromycetes; Diversisporales; Diversisporaceae. The record is from the annotation of a GenBank genome assembly.